Molecule: messenger RNA, 2820 nt
Organism: Scomber japonicus (chub mackerel)
Lineage: Eukaryota; Metazoa; Chordata; Actinopteri; Scombriformes; Scombridae
Gene: fbxl19
Exons: 12
Coding region: 136-2820 (894 amino acids)
Biological process (GO): regulation of transcription by RNA polymerase II; protein demethylation
Molecular function (GO): zinc ion binding; histone demethylase activity; transcription coregulator activity
Source: RefSeq, a predicted model, not a curated record
CGCGGGGGGAGGAACAAGGAAGCGGACGCUCGCUGCGCUGCUGUGGAGCUAACGCGGGCUAACGGCUGCUAAUAUCCUCUCUGAUGCACGAGCCAGGAGCAUGCGACCUCAUACCUGCAGCUGACUUGUUCGGGGAUGUCGGGCAGUAAGGCGCUGGGCGGGGGGGCUGGCGGGGGGGCGAGGCGCAGGCGGACGCGGUGCCGGCGCUGCCAGGCCUGCAUGAGGACGGAGUGUGGAGAGUGUCACUUCUGUAAAGACAUGAAGAAGUUCGGAGGACCGGGACGCAUGAAGCAGUCCUGUCUGCUGAGACAGUGCACGGCGCCGGUGCUCCCUCACACAGCCGUGUGCUUUGCGUGUGGAGAAGCAGGGAAAGAAGACACCGUCGACUCAGAAGAAGAGAAGUUCAGUCUGUCUCUGAUGGAGUGCACCAUCUGCAACGAGAUCAUCCACCCCAGCUGCCUCAAGAUGGGUAAAGCUGAAGGAAUCAUUAAUGAUGAAAUCCCAAACUGCUGGGAAUGUCCAAAGUGCCACAAAGAGGGCAAAACCAGUAAGGAGGCGGACGGCUCGGGGAAGCGGCGGCUGGAUAACGGCGAGGUCGGCCGCUGGAAGCUCACCGACGAUCCGCCUCCCAAAAAGAAAGCACCUCCUUCCCUGGAGGAGGCGGGGAGGGGGGAGGGGGGGCACAAGAGGAAGAAGGAGAAGGAGCUGCCUCCAGACAGUGGACCCAAAAAAAAGAUGAAAGGAGCUCACGAGAAACGUCUGAAAAAGAAACCCAAACCGGAGGCGGUGGAGUCCAACGGUCCCACCUCCUCAGCUGGCGGAGCUGGAGGACUGCAGAGCUCCUCCACCUCGUCCUCCUCUCAGGCGGGGGGAGGCGGGGGAGGAGCGGGGGGAGCGGGGGGGACGUCCAGUGCAGACCAGCGCUCCCAUCACAGAGAGAAGCUGGAGCGCUUUAAGAGGAUGUGUCUGCUGGAGCGCCGGCCCGAGUCCUCCUCUUCCUCCUCCUCCAGCUCCGAGUCCGACUCGGAGUCCGACUCCGACGACUCCCUGCCGGGGGAGCAGGGGGGGGGCUCCUCGCCGUCCUCCUCCUCGCCGGCCCCGCCUCCUCCCGUCGUCUACGGCAACAGCAGCGGGAGCCGGGCGGACAGGGAGAGGAGUCGCAGCGAGCGGGAGCGAGAGAGGGAGCGGGAGCGGCGGCUGGCCGAGCUGGGCUUCAGCGCCAGCGACGACUCGGAGGGGGAGGGGGGGAGGGGGGAGGAGGAGGAGCGGGAGGAGGAGCAGGGAGGGGGGGCAGACAAGGCCCGGCGGAGAGGAGGGGAGACGGGGCUGCUGCCGCGGGGGCGCAAAGGAGCGAUGAUGGACGCAGAGGAGGAGGACACGCCCACCUCAGACAGGACCCGCAAAAACUCCUCCUCCCUCCCCCCGCCCUCCCCCCUCUCCUCCAAUCAGAUGCCUCCGUCCUCGCAGCACGACGGCUUCACGGGGAAGCAGCGCAGCAACGGGCAGGAGGCGCGCAACGGGCGGACACGGGGAGGAACAGGAGGGGGGAGAGAGGGGGGGGAGAAGGAGAACGCCAGCGGUGUUCUGACCAAUCACAGACACGGCGGGGGAGGAGGGGGCGGGACUAAAGGCAGCCGCGGCAACAAGAUCCGUAGCAACAGUAAGAACCAGACGUCCGGCUCCAGAAGCAUCAGCUCCUCCUCGUCCUCCUCCAUCCCCACCUCCAACGGGGGGGGCGGGGGGGGCGCGGGGGGAGGCGGCCUGCUGAUGUCGGCGAUGGCGGCGUCGCCGUGCUCGCAGCCGUCCCGCCUCGCGCCGCGCUCGCAGAUGAUGAAGCGCAGCCCGCCGGCGGUGCCGUCGCCGCCGCGGCCCGUCCAGAUGGAGCGGCACCUGGUGCGCCCCCCCCCCGCCUGCCCGGAGCCGUCCUGCCUGCCGCUGGACUCUGGCUCCGCCCACAUCAUGACCAGAGACGUCUGGCUGCGAGUCUUCACACACCUGAGCCAGAGAGAGCUGUGCGUCUGCAUGAGGGUCUGCCGCACCUGGAGCCGCUGGUGCUGUGACAAGCGGCUGUGGACUCAGAUCGACCUGAGCCGGCAGCGCUCCAUCACCCCCCCCAUGCUGAGUGGUAUCAUCCGCCGCCAGCCCGUCUCACUCAACCUGGGUUAUACCAACAUCUCCAAGAAACAGCUGAUGUGGCUCAUCAACCGCCUGGAAGGUCUCCUGGAGCUGAACGUGUCUGGCUGUUCGUGGCCGGCCGUCUCCGCUCUGUGUCAGGCCGUCUGUCCUUGUCUCCGGCUGCUGGACCUCAGCAGAGUGGAGGACCUGAAGGACUCCCACCUGAGAGAGCUGCUGGCCCCCCCACCUGACACCAGGACAGCCCACGGUGAAACCAGAGUGGGGCGGUUCCAGAACGUGACGGAGCUGCGAUUGGCCGGCUUGGACCUGACGGAGGCGUCGUCCCGCCUGCUGGUGCGCUACGUCCCCCGGCUCGUCAGACUGGACCUGAGCCAGUGUUUGAACAUCACUGACCAGACGAUCCACACGCUCACCUCCCCCAUCUCCCCCCUCAGAGAGAGCCUCACCCACAUCAACCUGGCAGGUUGUCUGAAGGUGACGGAGCAGUGUGUCCCUCUCCUGCGUCGCUGCACCUCCCUGCAGACGGUGGACCUGCGCUCCUGCUCCCUCCUCUCCUCUGAGACCGGACAGCUCCUCUCCUUCCCCACCCACGCCUCCUCCACCUCCUCCUCCUCCUCCACCGCCUCCUCCUCUUACCAGGGCAACGAGCCCCGCCUCCCACCUCCUUACACUACAGACAGGUGA